UCGCACGGAGAGGCUGUGUUGCACCGCGCUCCGCCACCCAAGACACCUGCUCGGGCGCCCCACACACAAACCUUUUCCUCGUCUCCGGAUCAUAUGGAGUGACACCACAGCCCCCCGUUGAAAGCCACUCAACGGAACUCCUAUUUUUUCCUUAGGGGGAGGAAAAAAAGUACGUUUGUUUGGAAGUGACAUAUUGCGGCCCUCUUUGGACCUGUCAGUGUUUUUGAGGAUUAGCGAACGGCGAAAAAAGAAAAGACAGAAAGCAUGGAUUUAAUUGACAGCACUCUGGCGGAGUUCGCCGAGAAUGACCUGAAGGAACUGUGGGACUCCGACUACUAUGCGGUGGCGGAGGUCGCCAGGCCGAGCAGCCGAACGACCACAGACGACUUCUCGAUUCGACAGUACAUGGAGGCUUUGCGAGCGGCCAGCGAAACGGACUGGGCCGGCGUGCUCGAAAGUAGCGGCAUGGGUGGAGCGAACGGGGUCGUCCUCAACGACAGGCUCAUGACCGAGGCUUCGCUGGGCGUGAUUUCGCAGCUGAGUUCCCUGGGCUCCCUCAGCACCCUCGGCUCCAUCAGCACCAUCCUGGCGGCGCAGCAGCAGGAGACGCCGACGGUCAAGGUGGAGCAUUCGUACAGCCUGUCGAGCGAGCGGAGCGAAGCCGACUCGUCCCUCUCAGCUUUGCAAUAUAUCCGAGUCUCUUCAGGAACAGCCACUAUAUCACAGUGCCUAGUUUUUGUGUUGCGUGAACCGCUGGGAGACUUCACAUCUGCAUUUUGA
Molecule: messenger RNA, 780 nt
Organism: Penaeus indicus
Lineage: Eukaryota; Metazoa; Arthropoda; Malacostraca; Decapoda; Penaeidae
Exons: 4
Coding region: 265-780 (171 amino acids)
Source: RefSeq, a predicted model, not a curated record